This is a messenger RNA of Blepharisma stoltei, 1547 nucleotides long. Lineage: Eukaryota; Ciliophora; Heterotrichea; Heterotrichida; Blepharismidae. The record is from the annotation of a GenBank genome assembly.
AUGUCAAUUUAUCAGUUUGAAAUUCUUAACAAACUCGGUGAAGGUGCCUUCUCAAGUGUUUACAAGGUCCGCCGAAAAUCCGAUGGACAAAUCUAUGCUUUGAAGAAAGUUAAAUUCGCUCCUAUGAACUACAGAGAAAAAGAAAAUGCACUCAAUGAAGUUCGCAUUUUAGCAUCAAUAGACCAUCCAAACAUAAUUGCUUAUAAAGAAGCAUUUUUCGAUGAAGGAACUUCUUCCCUCUGCAUAGUAAUGGAAUAUGCUGAAGGAGGAGAUCUGUUAAAUAAGAUUGAAAAUUGUAAGAAAAGAAGCAUUUAUUUCACUGAAAAUGAAAUUCUCAAUAAAAUGGCAUUCGGUUCGAGAGAAAUUAGCUUUGCUAAUUUUCUCUCCCUCAUGGAAUUUUAUUAUUAGGGUUAGGUUUUCACUCGCGAACUUCUGGACACCAAUAGCGGUUUAACUUUGGGGAUAACCAAAGGAACCACUCCUCAGUCCACUCAAGAUCUCGGGCUUUUACCUCUCAGCACAUCCCCACGGGAGGAUGACCCUUAGGCGGAACACGCGCAGGAGCUGAGUCGAGCGACAAGGGCGACGGCAACGCGCAGGGUGAGACGUGCAGCAAGGCCGGUGAAGCAGGAGUUGAUAGAAGGCUUGGACGGGGCUGACCCGUGCCAAGAUGGCUCGCCUACGUCAUCAGUUUUGCCAUAGGCCCUUUUGGGCUGCGGCACUAGAGACACCUUAAACACCAGAUAAUUAAGUAAGUAAGUAAGUAAGAAAAUGAAAUUCUCAGCACUUUAGCUCAAACAAUCAGAGGGCUCAAAGCUUUGCAUGACUUAAAAAUUCUACAUAGAGACAUAAAAGUAUUUCAUAUUUAGUGCGCAAACAUAUUUUUGACUGCAAAUGGAACUGUAAAAAUAGGAGACUUAAACGUCUCGAAAGUGAAUAAAGGUGGGCUUGCAUAUACCCAGACUGGGACGCCUUAUUAUGCAAGUCCUGAAGUGUGGCAGGACAAGCCUUAUAAUUCUAGUUCCGAUAUCUGGUCACUAGGCUGUGUGAUUUAUGAGAUGACAACUCUUCGCCCCCCAUUCACUGGAGUUGACAUGAAAGCGCUAUAUAGAAAAGUCAUCAAAGGUCUUUACCAGCCAAUUCCUGUCAAUUUCUCAGCCGAGCUCUCCAAUGUGAUUAAGAUGAUGCUCCAAAUCAGGCCAAAUGCUCGGCCAUCCUGUGAGAAGCUAUUAGAAAUGCCCUUUGCGCUGAGAGAAAGGAAUUUCAAAUACAAUGCAGAAGCUGACUCAGAGCUGCUGAACACCAUAAAGUUUGAGCCAAGUAUGAAGGUUUUAAGUAACCGUCUUCCUGGCCCAAAUUACGAAAGACGAGGCCGUGGGUUGAGUGCACGAGGUUCUAAAGAAGAACUGGACAAAGAAAAUCAGGUGAACACACAAAAGCUUAGAGAUGCUCUAAGCUCUGACCCUGAACGGCAUGUGAAAUUAAGGCAAGGACUACAGAAAAACCGUGUAAGACUUCCGCUGAUCCCACUCCCUAAACCUUUUUAA